Heterobilharzia americana is the source of this 1173-nucleotide messenger RNA. Lineage: Eukaryota; Metazoa; Platyhelminthes; Trematoda; Strigeidida; Schistosomatidae. The record is from the annotation of a GenBank genome assembly.
AUGACAGAGUUAAUGGCUAAGGAAAAAGCUGUCUUAGAAGCAUGGGCAGUUCGACGAAGGCGACUAGAUGAUUGUAUUUAUUUUAUGAAUCUUAAGCGUCAAAUUGAAGAUCUACUUGAACGUGUACAUAAUGUCCAAGAAUCAGUUGCUAGUAAAUCGACUGGCUUCACUGGUCCUGUUUGUCUUUCACACCUUAAUCCUUCAUUAUUGCAAGAGGUGUAUCGAGCUUGUGCAAGUUUGGAGUCCAUGAUAGCUUCAUCAUCUCCUUUAUCUCCCGGUCACACAACACAAAUGGAGGUGUUGUUACAACGUCUUCGUCUUUGUGAUUCACAAUCAGUUGCAGGAUCAACUGUUGGACCCAAUACUAGUGCUAUCGCUAAAGUUUGUAAAGACUCGCAGAAGUUGGAUCAUCAAUCUUCUGAGUCUAAAAAGAGUAGUACUACUCCGCCAUCCAAACUUGAUGUACAAACUCGACCAAAAACCCUUGAAGUUGAAUCUGAUAGGACAUCAGUGUCAAGCACAAGUAGUUCUGGGACAGGUGGUAGUACAAGCGCAAGUAUUACUAAUGACUCAUAUAUAGUAGCAUCUGCAGCUGCCGCUUCGGGUACAACACAAGAACAACGAAGAUUAGCACGUCGGCGGGAAAACUUACUCCGUGAACUAAUCCAAACCGAAAGACUUUAUGUACAGUCAUUAGAACAGUGUAUGGAAACGUAUCGUAAAGGUUUGGUUAGUCCGCCUAAAAUGUUAGCUGCUCAGUUGCCAUCUGGACUUGUUGGUCAAGUUGACAUUGUUUUUGGUAAUAUGCCCAUGAUAUAUGAAUUCCAUAAGGAAACAUUUGAACCUGAACUGGCCAAAUACACUGAGAGUGGUGAUUUCUUGCCGGAAGAUGUUGGACAUUGUUUUGUUGUGCAUAGUGAUCGAUUAGCUGAACUAUAUGUGGAGUACUGUGUGAAUAAUACGGAAUCCACACGACUUCUUAUUGAACAUGGACAGAGUUAUUUUCAAUCUUUACAGCCAUCAAAUUUCCAUAGAGCUACUGGAAUCAGUUUUGCUUUUCGUUUACGACGCCUCAAUAAUAUUCAAUUCAAUUGUUUCCUGACGAUGAAUUUAAGUUGCCUACUUGAUGAAAAUUGCAUUUUCCACUUUAUUUACUCUAUUAGAACUAAGUAA